AGUGGUUUAUCAACAAAUCCUUUUGGCUCAUGAAAUAGUUUACUGUGCUUGACUGCUGGUUAAAUUCUUAUUUGUUUUUUUUUAGUGGCAUGACAUUGUCAUAAAAAUUUACUAUAGUUCACAGUGAUUGGUGUGAUAUUUUAAAUGUUUUUUUUUUUCUGGAUUUACUUACAAUAUUGAUAAUGUAUUGGAUUGUAUUCUUUGGUUAGACAACUUAGAAAGUAACCUCUAAAAUUUCCCAAGUCUUUCCAAGGAUAUUGGCUUUAAAUGAUCUGAAUGGAGAAAACAGAUAAAGAUUCAUCUAGCUUACCACGACUAGUUUUGGAUUAAGGCUUAGUUGAGUUGAGUUUCGAAACUUCAGAAUUUAGGUUUUUGAGAAUUGUUUCUUAGAAACUUCAUCCUUGUUAGAAGCAAAUUUGUCAUUACAUGUAGUGUUUAUCAUGUCCAUGGUGGGGUUCUUAUCAGCAUAGGAGACUGAUAGAGGAGCGAAUAUCGGUUCCUCCAGUGAAAGUCAAAAUCAGCAAUUCAUAUUCUCAUCCAAUUCCACCUGUCCACAGCCUUUCCUUUAACAAAGGAGAAGAUGUGAUCAAGCAUCUAUUAAAGACCAUAUGAGGGAGACAGUGAGAGGUCAAUGUCCCUCUAAAAUCACCUUCUACCCUCUUUCUUUCCCACUCUCUUCGAUGGGUGGCAAUGGAAUAAAGGGAGUGUCCUUCUCAACUCUUCUUUAACUUUUGGCUGUUUCAUAGAGAAAGAUAGACAGAGAAAGAUACAUGACAAGGACCACUAUCUGCUCAUCUAAAGGUAUCUGAAGGAGCAUUUGGCUGAUUGCUCGGAGGGUGGUUGAUGCUUCAAAACCGAGAACUCAAUACAAUUUACUGGCUGAUUGAGUCUGAAAUUUGUUGCCUGAGUCGGUUUGUUCGACGGUGGACAUGUGAUGUAACCUUCUUGGGAAAGAUUUCGAGUGUUGGUCGACGGCUGCGAUUGAAGAUGGCAACAGGGACGUCUUAUAGUUAUAGGCUUAAAGCCCAUCUCUUCUCUUUCGGCCAACGUUUGUUAGCCACGUUCCCAAAACUAAAAGGGAAAAGCCGUAUGCUAUAAAUACAAAGGCAUGCCCACAAAUCAAGCAUCAAAUCUCACCUUACACAGCAGGGCUACCAAUCCUUGAAAUAUCAGAUUUUACCACUUUGUUUACAGGGAAAGCGAGGAUGGAGAGGAAUCGCUUGCAACAAGAAGUUGCCUGCAUGAGAAGGUCCCUCUUUGAUCAGGGUUAUCUUGAGGAGCAAUUCAUUCAGCUGGAGGAGUUACAAGAUGAUGCCAACCCUAAUUUUGUUCAAGAAAUUGUUGCACUAUUUUACACUGACUCAGCAAGAUUGAUUCAGAACAUCGAACAGACACUGAACAGUAAGCCUAUUGACUUCAGUAAACUGGAUGAUUACAUGCACCAAUUCAAGGGCAGCAGCUCCAGCAUUGGGGCUAAAAAGGUGACGGAUGAAUGUACAGUGUUCAGAGAAUACUGCAGUGCAGAAAAUGCUGAAGGAUGCAUUAGGACUUUUCAACAAGUCAAGCAAGAGUAUACAAUCUUGAGGAGGAAGCUCGAAGUUUAUUUUCAGAUGGUGAGACAGGCUGCAGUUGCUCACUCAGCAUGAGGUGCCCUGUUAGGUACCGAAAUGGAGAUAUCCUGAUAUAGCCUUCAAUAUGAUUAGUUCAUUACCAUGGAAACAAGGAUAUAUUUUGUAAAUGAUGCAUAACUAAUUAUGUCUUGAAUAUCUAAAUAUUAUCAAUAAUAGGAACAAUAAUCUGCCACUUUAUAUUUUCCUACUGCUUUUGAUCGAGUUGUUUCCCCUGCCUCCGCCCGAACUCUUUCCUUUAUUUGGUGGGUUGGCAGGGAUAUAUCCAGUGAGUGCAUCACAAACUUUAUGGAAAAGGCCAGGGGCUGAUCUGAAGUUCCAAAUUUAUGGUCUCCUGGGCAAAAAGGUCAUGGUCUUCCCUUUCUUGCACUUUGUAGUUGAAAGGAAAUGAAGGGUUCAGGUUGGAGACUUGGGGUGGUGGUUUGUCAAAUUCAACCAUUCAAGUUCGCUC
Molecule: messenger RNA, 2079 nt
Organism: Durio zibethinus
Lineage: Eukaryota; Viridiplantae; Streptophyta; Magnoliopsida; Malvales; Malvaceae
Product: histidine-containing phosphotransfer protein 4-like
Biological process (GO): cytokinin-activated signaling pathway; phosphorelay signal transduction system; phosphorylation
Cellular component (GO): nucleus; cytoplasm
Molecular function (GO): histidine phosphotransfer kinase activity; protein histidine kinase binding
Source: RefSeq, a predicted model, not a curated record